AUGCCAGAAUUUCGUCGUCUUGUUUGCGAGGUGGUUGGAGUUGGGGGUCGAAGUUGCCCGAUCAAUGCCAGACACACCUUCCACUCAACAUUCGGCAACAACUACGAGCGUCAAGGCCUGAUUACCAGGUGCCUACUUCCUCGUGCAGAGGCAGCCAGCACUCGGCUCAACCAGGUACCUGAGAAGCACGGAUCCCUUGCAGCACUAGCACCUGCCGACACCUCGGCGAGCUAUCGAUGCCUGAGAUUGAAUAACCGGAAGCAGCAUCAUCGGUGCUCGAGAAAUGGGAUGAACUAUGAGGUGAAAGUUGUCGCCCUGCCCUACAUGGUAGCUUGUCACAGCCGUUACUUACCGCCAACUAUUCAACUUCGUGACACGCUUAUCCUUACUCCCGUCCUUGAAAACGACUACAUCCUAUCUUCCGAAAAGGCCUCACUUACUCGCCCCAACACCCAUUACAAGCCGGACAUAUAG
Colletotrichum lupini is the source of this 474-nucleotide messenger RNA. RefSeq lists its product as uncharacterized. The record is from RefSeq and is a predicted model, not a curated record. The transcript is spliced from 5 exons. Lineage: Eukaryota; Fungi; Ascomycota; Sordariomycetes; Glomerellales; Glomerellaceae. Bases 1 to 474 code for a protein of 157 amino acids.